Penicillium longicatenatum is the source of this 2793-nucleotide messenger RNA. RefSeq lists its product as uncharacterized. The coding region runs from base 1 to 2793 and encodes 930 amino acids. The record is from RefSeq and is a predicted model, not a curated record. Gene Ontology annotation, biological process: glycoprotein catabolic process; carbohydrate metabolic process. The transcript has 5 exons. NCBI's taxonomy places the organism in Eukaryota, Fungi, Ascomycota, Eurotiomycetes, Eurotiales, Aspergillaceae. Gene Ontology annotation, molecular function: beta-mannosidase activity.
AUGCGUCUUUGGAUGAAGUUGGUACUGGCUGCUCUCCCAGUGACGGUUCAAUCUGUGCUAGGACAGCGUGUAGUUGACCUCACUGGAGAUGGCUGGACGGUCAGCAGCAAGGCUCUGAACAUCUCGGUUCCGGGCCAUUUACCCUCGCAAGCGCAUCUGGAUCUUUAUGCUGCCAACGUUAUUGACGACCCGUACUACGGUCUAAAUGAUUUUAACUUGCGGUGGAUUCCGGAAAAUAAUUGGACAUACACAAGUCACCCAUUGGGCGGACUAUCUACUAACUCCAAAGCAUCAUGGCUUGUAUUCAAUGGCCUGGAUACCUUCGCUACAAUUGAGCUGUGCGGAGAGUUUGUCGGUACUACUGACAAUCAAUUCCGUCAGUACACGUUCGACGUCACCAAGAUUGUCAAUAACUGCAAGAGCCAUCCCUCUUUAUCGCUCAACUUUGGCAGCGCACCGAAAAUUGCCGACGAGAUUGCUAAGAAUCCCAACUCCGAAAAGUGGCCCUAUGGUCCUCAGCAGAUAUAUGAGUUCCCAAACCGCUGGUACAUCCGUAAAGAACAAUCAGACUUCGGUUGGGACUGGGGGCCAGCCUUUGCUCCCGCCGGCCCAUGGAGAGAUGCCUACCUCGUGCAGUUUGAUCGUGAAGAGAGUAUAUAUGUCCUCAACACCGAUCUCGACAUCUUCCGUCAGGGACAGAUAAACCAUCUUGCUCCGGAUCAGAGCAACCCCUGGGUGGUGAAUGCCAGCAUUGAUUUCCUUGGGUCACUUCCAAGCCACCCUUCAAUGCACAUUGAGAUCAAGGAUGUCGAAUCGGGCAAGGUCAUCAAGUCAGGCGCCCUCGAGAAUGUCCAUACAUCCGGCCAAAGCAUCACAGGAAGUAUCACAGUCGCUGCUGAUGCGCCCAAUCUCUGGUGGCCAACCGGCAUGGGCAAGCAAAACCUCUACUAUGCUAUCAUCACAGUGAAUGGCGCACAAGAAACUCUCGCCAGUGUCACCAAGCGAACCGGAUUCCGCACAAUUUUCCUCAACCGCUUGAACAUCACAGAUGAGCAAUUGGCCCAAGGAAUUGCACCGGGUGCAAACUGGCACUUUGAAAUAAAUGGCCAAGAGUUCUAUGCGAAGGGCUCAAACUUUAUCCCACCAGAUGCGUUCUGGCCUAGAGUUACCGAAGAAAAAAUGCAACGUCUGUUUGAUGCAGUUGUUGCGGGAAACCAAAACAUGCUUCGAGUAUGGGCAUCUGGUGCCUACUCACCAGAUUUUAUCUACGACAUAGCCGACGAGCGCGGUGUCCUCCUCUGGAGCGAGUUCCAAUUCAGUGACGCUAUGUACCCCAUCGAUGAAUCUUUCCUAGAAGAUGUUGCAGCCGAAGUCUCCUACAACGUAAGACGAGUGAACCAUCAUCCCUCACUCGCCCUAUGGGCCGGCGGAAACGAGAUUGAAAGUCUCGAGCUACCUCUAAUCCAGGAGGCAGAUCCCAAUCACUACUCCUACUGGGUCGGACAAUACGAGCAGCUCUUCAUCAGCUUGAUUCUCCCGCUGGUCUACGAGAACUCGCGGUCGAUUUCUUACAUGCCCAGUAGCACAAACAACGGUUACCUGUAUGUUAAUCUCUCGGCAACCGUGCCAAUGGCUGAACGCUAUGAUAAUACCACCGCUGGAGCCUAUUAUUCAGAUACAGACCAUUACAACUACGACAGUAGCGUUGCGUUUGAUCUCAGCAGCUACCCCGUCGGCCGCUUCGCGAAUGAAUUCGGUUAUCAUAGCAUGCCAAGUCUGCAAACCUGGCGUCAGGCCGUUGAUGAAAAGGACCUGCACUUUAAUAGUAGCACGGUCAUGCUUCGGAACCACCACUACCCGCCUGGUGGUACUGAGACACACAACUACAAGAACACGUCUAUGGGAAUGGCUGAGAUGACCAUGGCUGUGGAACAAUACUAUCCUAUCCCACAAAAGGAAAACUCCGUUGCUAAUUUUAGUGCCUGGUGUCAUGCGACCCAGCUCUUCCAGGCGGACAUGUAUAAGAGUGAAAUUCAAUUUUACCGUCGCGGUAGCGGAAUGCCGGAACGUCAGCUCGGUUCUUUAUACUGGCAGCUUGAGGAUAUUUGGCAAGCUCCCACUUGGGCGGGUAUCGAGUAUGAUGGCCGGUGGAAGGUUCUUCACUAUGUUGCAAGGGAUAUUUACAAGCCUGUCAUCGUUGCGCCAUACUGGAAUUAUACGACGGGCGAUCUUUCCAUAUACGUCACCUCUGAUCUGUGGGACACUGCGCGUGGAACUGUAAACUUGACCUGGGUCGACCUAUCUGGAAAGAGCAUUCCGGGUAAUGCUCAUACUCCGAUGUCGACGAAUUUCACCGUAGGUGGUCUGAACACUACCAAGAUCUUUGAGGCGAGUGUCUCGGAUUUGGAUCUUCCGGAUAAGACCGAUGCUGUCCUGGUGAUGUCUGUGACCGCGCAGGGUCGUCUCCCGAAUACGCAGGGUGUGACUGUCUUCAAGCAUCACAACCAGUUCACUCCUGUAUUUCCGAACGAGAUUGCACUGGUGGAUCCUCAGGUUGAGGUUUCCCAUGAUGCAAAGACGGGCCUGUUUACUGUCGAGGCUAAGAAUGGGGUGUCCCUUUACACUUGGUUGGAUUAUCCAGCUGGUGUUGUUGGGUACUUCGAUGACAACGCGUUUACACUUCUUCCCGGUGAGAAGAGACAAAUCGGUUUCACCGUACAGAAAGAUGAAACGGGUGGGAAGUGGAUUGAGGGAGUGACGGUCAAGAGUAUCUGGGAUCAGUCGACAAAAUAG